AAUAUUUAUUAUUUUAAAUUGUUAAUAAACACCUUUUGGCCACCAAAACUAAAUUAAUUCUAUGUAUUAUUAACGCUUAUCACCUACCAGUAAUUUCCUUUCUUUUUUCUAAAAAGUUACACUUUUUUGUUUCACUUAACUCUUUGACACAACACAAUGGCCGAAGUGACCUCUAUUAAAAAUUCUGUAAAUGGCUUGGCGGACUUCUUCAAGCAGCACAUGGCUGAAUUUCAAACUAGCCUCAGCAAAGCAGACCCAGCCAACCCUACGGUUGCAUCAGUGUCAUCAAGCUUCGCCGCCUUCAAGGAGUUCGUACUGAAGGCUCUUGAGACCCUCCAGAAGCAAGUGGAUGUAGUGACCCGCCAAGUGGAUCAAAUUGAGACGCGCUCCCGUCGCAGCAUGCUGCUGGUGCAUGGUAUCGCAGAGGCAGAGUCUGAGGAUACAACGGUCCUGGUGGUCAAUGCACUUCAGGCGACCCGGGAUGACUUAGCAGCAGCACACAUUAAGCGUAGCCGACGCCUGGGCGCGCGCAGCGGCCGCGACAAGAAACCACGCGUUGUUCUUGUUGAAUUUAAAGACACUGCAAUCCGAGACGACGUGUGGUUCAACAAGGUGGAACUGAAGGGCUCCGGGGUGACACUGGGUGAGUUUUUAACUAAGCCCCGUCACGCUGCGUUUAUGGAGGCCCGCGAGCGAUUCGGGGUCCGCAGCUGCUGGACGUGGAAUGGCGACGUGUUUGUCCUCGGGAAGGAUGGAGUGAAGCGCCGUGUGAACUGCAUGGCUGAAGUUAAAUCGCUCCCGUCUUCAACUACGCCGCCUACUGCUGCUGAGACUGCGCCUGCGGAGCCGUCUGUGGCUGCAUCCUCGAGCUCGAUCACCAAGCCAGCUCCCCAAGCAAAGCAAGAGCCCAAUAAAAGGUCCAAACGCGGAGUAUCGAAGACCUGAUCAUAAUGCCUAGGCCGAUUGUUUCGCGAUUGUAAAUAACUUUCUGUUUUUCUGUGCAACCUCUUAACUUAAGUCGUAUAAUAAGCCUUAAUUCUGUUCUUUCGUAUUUGGUCGCUUUACACUUUAUAUUCUACCUUCUUUCUAUUUAAUCUUUCGUUGACUUUGUCGUAUAGAUUCAUGUUUAGUUUAGCUGUCAUUAAUGACAUAUCCGUUCAGUGUUGCCUUAUUCAAAAUUUGCGUUUUGUUUUUGCUUUGACUUGUAAAACACCAUAAUUAAAUUGUAACUUUAUAUUUUUCUUCCAACAUGCUGGCAGGUAGCGUUGGUAACCUAGUGUAUUUGCGUUAAGGAUUUUUUUUUUCUUCUUAUUACUUGUUAUUUAUUGAUUUUUAAUAUACAUUACAUAUUUAUUUAUGUUCAACCAUAGCAGUGCCUCUGAUUGUAGUGACAAUUUCGUGUCUUGCUCAUCUGAUAAAAGUGUUUCUGAUGACAGUUUCCAGAGCUUGCCACCUUCUCUCCAUGACCAUCUUAACUCAGAGUUUAGUGACGUCAGUAAAAAUCUAAACAUUGUCCAUAUCAAUGCGCAAAGCAUUCCUGCGCACUACAACGACUUGAGCGCAACUUUUGAUUUAAAUAAUAUGCACGCAGUUCUAGUUUCCGAAUCCUGGCUUAAGCCUUGC
Messenger RNA from Cydia fagiglandana, 1623 nucleotides. RefSeq lists its product as uncharacterized. The coding region runs from base 157 to 945 and encodes 262 amino acids. NCBI's taxonomy places the organism in Eukaryota, Metazoa, Arthropoda, Insecta, Lepidoptera, Tortricidae. The record is from RefSeq and is a predicted model, not a curated record. The transcript has a single exon.